AUGACCUUCUUCUAUGGAUUAGAGCGCACAUGGAUCAGUAGAACAAACUACAAAGCCCUCAGCAGCCAAUCUAAGGCCUCAAACAAACGAACAGACAGGAAAUUCUACCAAAUCGGACUCCUCCAGGUGGAAAGAUAUCAGGAGAUUAUGUGGGGUGACCGGCGUAACUUAAGAGAUCUGAACAGGACUCCUGCAGGCUUGACGGAGUCUCCAGAGCCGGGGCAGGGAGGCCAGAGCAAGGGUGGUCGGGCCUCUCUAGGCGAUAUGCGCAGGCCAAAAUCAGCCCGCCAGAACUCGAGCAACCAGAGCCAGGGUGGCCAGGAUCAAGCCAGCGAGCACCAUGGUAAUAAAAGCCAGAAUGAUCAGAACUAA
Molecule: messenger RNA, 372 nt
Organism: Aspergillus clavatus NRRL 1
Lineage: Eukaryota; Fungi; Ascomycota; Eurotiomycetes; Eurotiales; Aspergillaceae
Exons: 2
Coding region: 1-372 (123 amino acids)
Source: RefSeq, a predicted model, not a curated record